GCCCCCGGAGCCCCCCGGGUGUCCCUACACCGCCAGCACUGCCUCCCGCCGGGGGCCGUCACUGCAGGAGACGCUGAGGUGGCGACAGACAAGGUUGCAGGCAAGCUGAGCUCCACUCUCUCAUGGGUGAAGAACACGGUAUCACACACUGUCAGUCAAAUGGCCAGCCAGGUGGCGAGCCCAUCUGCCUCCCUGCACACUACAUCCCCCUCCACCACUCUGUCCACACCCGCCCUGUCACCAUCCUCACCAACACAACUGAGCCCAGACGACUUGGAAUUACUCGCUAAACUUGAGGAACAGAACAGACUCUUGGAAACAGAUAGCAAAUCUUUACGAUCAGUAAAUGGGUCAAGAAGAAAUAGUGGGUCUUCUCUUGUAUCUAGUUCAUCAGCUUCUAGCAAUCUCAGCCAUCUUGAAGAGGACUCGUGGAUCCUUUGGGGGAGGAUUGUGAAUGAAUGGGAAGAUGUACGGAAAAAGAAAGAAAAGCAAGUUAAGGAGCUGGUUCGAAAAGGGAUACCUCAUCACUUCAGAGCAAUUGUCUGGCAACUUUUAUGCAGUGCCCAAAGCAUGCCAAUCAAGGAUCAGUAUUCAGAGCUUUUAAAAAUGACAUCUCCUUGUGAAAAAUUAAUAAGAAGGGACAUUGCUAGAACAUACCCUGAACAUGAUUUUUUUAAAGAAAAAGAUAGCCUUGGGCAGGAGGUCUUGUUCAACGUAAUGAAGGCUUACUCUUUGGUGGAUCGUGAGGUUGGAUACUGUCAAGGAAGUGCUUUUAUAGUUGGAUUACUGCUUAUGCAGAUGCCAGAAGAAGAGGCAUUCUGUGUGUUUGUUAAAUUAAUGCAAGAUUACAGACUACGAGAACUCUUUAAACCAAGCAUGGCUGAACUGGGCCUUUGUAUGUACCAGUUUGAAUGCAUGAUACAGGAACAUCUUCCGGAGCUUUAUGUGCACUUUCAGUCUCAGAGUUUUCACACUUCUAUGUAUGCAUCGUCAUGGUUUUUAACUAUAUUCCUUACAACUUUUCCACUACCAAUUGCAACGAGAAUAUUUGAUAUCUUUAUGUCUGAGGGUUUAGAGAUAGUAUUUCGAGUAGGUUUAGCAUUGCUUCAGAUGAACCAGGCAGAAUUACUGCAACUUGACAUGGAAGGAAUGUUACAGCACUUUCAAAAGGUCAUUCCACAUCAGUUUGACAGUGGUCCAGACAAAUUAAUCCAAGCAUCUUACCAAGUCAAAUACAAUGCAAAAAAGAUGAAAAAGCUAGAAAAAGAGUACACUACAAUAAAGACAAAAGAAAUGGAAGAACAAGUUGAAAUUAAAAGGUUACGAACUGAAAAUAGACUCCUAAAACAGCGCAUUGAAACACUAGAAAAAGAAAGUGCUUCCUUGGCAGAUAGAUUGAUACAGGGACAAGUGACAAGGGCCCAGGAGGCUGAGGAAAACUACCUCAUAAAACGGGAGCUGGCCACCAUCAAACAGCAGAGUGAUGAGGCCAAUACUAAACUGGAGCAAGCUGAGAAUACCAUCAGGGAGCUCCAGCAACAGCAGCAAUGGCAUAAAUGCAGUUCACGAUACAGUGAAGACUUUGUGCUACAGCUGGAAAAAGAGCUGGUCCAAGCCAGGCUGAGUGAAGCAGAAUCCCGUUGUGCCCUGAAGGAGAUGCAAGAUAAAGUUCUAGAGAUGGAAAAGAGGAACAGCUCUCUCCCUGAUGAGGAAAAUGUUGCCAGACUACAAGAAGAACUGAUUGCAGUAAAAUUAAGAGAAGCAGAAUCUUUGAUGGGUCUCAAAGAACUAAGGCAGCAAGUCAAAGAUUUGGAGGAACACUGGCAGCGUCACCUAGCUCGUACCACUGGAAGAUGGAAAGAUCCUCCCAGAAAAAAUGCAGUGAAUGAGUUACAGGAUGAGCUGAUGACAGUGCGGCUGAGAGAAGCAGAAACUCAGGCUGAGCUGAAAGAGACCAAACAAAGAAUGAUGGAGGUGGAGACACAGAAUCAGAUCAAUAGUAAUCACUUACGAAGGGCAGAGCAAGAGGUUACCAACCUCCAGGAGAAGGUGCAGUAUCUUUCUGCACAGAACAAAGGACUUCUGGCUCAGCUGAAUGAAGCAAAGCGUAGACAAGCAGAGAUUGAAUGCAAGAGUAAAGAAGAAGUGAUGGCAGUACGGCUCCGUGAGGCAGACCGCAUUGCAGCUGUGGCAGAACUCCAGCAGCAUAUUGCUGAAUUAGAAAUCCAGAAAGAAGAAGGAAAAAUUCAAGGGCAGCUUAAUAAAUCUGAUUCUAACCAGUACAUCAGAGAACUGAAAGAUCAGAUAGCUGAGCUGCAUCAUGAGAUCAAAUGUCUAAAAGGCCAGAGAAACUUCUCAGACCAACCCACUUUUGAUGGGAUUCACAUUGUCAACCAUUUCACAGGAGAUGAUGAAUCAUUUCAUUCUUCUGAUGAAGAUUUUAUAACUAACUCCAUACAGGAGAGUGGGGUGAACUUUCAUCUUCCCAGGAGGACUGGUCAGAUGUCUUUGGAUGACACUCUUGUAGACAGCAGUGACAGUGAUACAGAGGAAAGUGCCCUUCAAACUGGGAAUUCAGACAAGAUGGUUUCUAAGCAGAGAAGAAUGGAAUCUUACUCUACUACUGUGUGAUUAUCACUGUGACUAGCACUGAAGACUUCCAUAUUUCUUGAAGGCUGAAAUUGUGAGGGAACUGAAACCAUCCAGCAGUUGGUUUAGGUAACUAUUGGAUUUGGUCUGGCCUGUGAUAUAUAUAUAUAUAUACACGUUAUGUCUAUCUGCCUUCUCUCUUUGCCAAAUCUUGCUAAUGAGAUACCAUUGCCAUAAAACAGGCUGGGAAGAAGUUGAUGGAUGAAAGUUUUGACAGUAUUACUGAAUGUUCUUUGGUUUAGAAACUGCAAAUAUAUUAUUUCUUUAAUGUGUAAGAAGCAGUUUUGCUGUUCACAAACACAGGAAUUAUUUUCCUCAAAAGAAAUUGCUUUUGUGCAAUAUUUUAUGCUCUGAACAAAUGUGUAUGUUUUACAUUGUUAUCCUUUUGUGAUCAAGAUGGACCCUAGUAAACCAUCUGAUCAUGACACAUAUAUAUAUUAUCUUAUGCUUCUCAAUUAGUUUUGGUUUUUUACUAAAGUUAUUGGAUGCCCACAGAAGGCUUGAAAGACAAGUCUUUAUCUGUACUACUUCAUAUAUGCAAAUAAUGGUCACUAAUGUCAUAAAGGUGUUUUUCACAAUUUUCACCUAAAUCUAUGUGCAUCUGCUUUUGAUGUUGCUAAAUAAUAAAAGGUCUGAUAUGUUAAUUACAAUAAUGUUUAUUUUGUACAUAUUUAUGUAUCUACACCAAGCUGAAAAUGUACAUUACUCCAUUUUAUAUGAGGAAUGUAAAUGUUGCGAUAUUACUGUCUCUGGUAUUCUAACAGGAAAAUGAAUUCUGUAUAUACACACUAAAAGUGAAUUACUAAAUAAAGCAAAACACUAACUUUGCAUUAAGUUUCAGCCUAGCUACACUAACAGGCUCAUGUCAGAAAUGCUUGUUCAAAACACUAUUGACUGAAAUCUUUUACCUUCAUGUAUAUGUAA
Messenger RNA from Ficedula albicollis (Collared flycatcher), 3573 nucleotides. RefSeq names its product ecotropic viral integration site 5 (gene EVI5). Bases 160 to 2631 code for a protein of 823 amino acids. Lineage: Eukaryota; Metazoa; Chordata; Aves; Passeriformes; Muscicapidae. The transcript is spliced from 20 exons. The record is from RefSeq and is a predicted model, not a curated record.